UGAUAAAGCAGGCGGAGGAGGAGGAGCGGAUGAAGCUGGAGCUGGCCAUGGACUCGGAUGGUUGCUCUGACGACCUCAGCUCGGAGGAGGUCGACCUGGACGCUGCCCUCUUCGGGAUGGAGGCUGACGAGGAGGAGUGCCGGAGCAUCCGCAGGCAGUACCGGCAGCUGAUGGACAGUGUGCGGAAGAACCGCGAGGACAUCAUCAACACGGCCAGCAGCUCGCUCACCGAGGCGCUGGAGGAAGCCAACGUGCUGUUCGACGCCGUGAGCCGCACCAGGGAGGCGGCCCUGGAUGCCCAGUUUCUCGUUCUGGCUUCCGACUUGGGGAAAGAGAAGGCGAAGCAGUUGAAUUCGGAUAUGAGCUAUUUUAACCAAGCCGCGUUUUGUGACUUCCUGUUUAUAUUUGCGGGCCUGAACUGGCUGGAGGAGGAGCACGACGAGCUGAGUAGCUAUGAAGAUAACGUGGCCCUUCUCUUCUGGGACGCGCUGCAGAAGGAAGCGACGUCCUGGACGCAGCGGGCCGAGAGCUUCCACUACCUGUAUGGUUCGUUCAAGCCUGCGCUGCGGAAGGCACGCUCUGAACAGCAGAAGAGAGUUGGCCAAAUGACAGGGAGUGGCGACAUGCCCACCAAGCUGAGGAAGCUGGACCUGAGCAGGAGCCAGGAGGCCACCGAGAAGGAAGUGGAGAGAAUCCUGGGGUUGCUGCAAACCUACUUCCAGGAGUACCCCGACACUCCCGUGCCCUACUUUGAGUUUGUGGUUGAUCCAAACUCGUUCUCUCGCACCGUGGAGAACAUAUUCCACGUUUCCUUCAUUAUAAGGGAUGGCUUUGCGAGAAUAAGGCUGGACCAGGACAGACUGCCAAUAUUAGAGCCGAUCAGUACCACCCAGGCAGGUGAAGAAGGUGAUGCCGGCUUCCAUGGCCGGAAGCAAGGAAUCAUCUCUCUUAGUUUGCAAGAGUGGAAAAAUAUUGUGGCAACUUUUGAAAUUUCAGAGGCUAUGAUCACAAAUUCAUACUAGACAGAGUUUUGUUUUAAGUUUAAGCCGUUUUGCGUUGCCAGGACUAUCUCAAGAAAUAGUCAGUAAAAUCUAAACAGAAGCAUAUACUGUAUAUCCCGGGUCAAGUGAAAAAAGUAUUGCAUAAACAUCGGAGAUUUUACUCUGUAGUGUAUUUUCCUUGGUAGUUUGCAAUGUCAUGGUCAUCUAUUAAAACAAAAUUCACUGA
Molecule: messenger RNA, 1227 nt
Organism: Ochotona curzoniae (black-lipped pika)
Lineage: Eukaryota; Metazoa; Chordata; Mammalia; Lagomorpha; Ochotonidae
Gene: EID3
Product: EP300 interacting inhibitor of differentiation 3
Exons: 1
Coding region: 30-1022 (330 amino acids)
Biological process (GO): DNA repair
Cellular component (GO): nucleus; Smc5-Smc6 complex
Source: RefSeq, a predicted model, not a curated record